Molecule: messenger RNA, 918 nt
Organism: Hydatigera taeniaeformis
Lineage: Eukaryota; Metazoa; Platyhelminthes; Cestoda; Cyclophyllidea; Taeniidae
Source: the annotation of a GenBank genome assembly
AUGCUGCAUAUACGGACUGGCCCUCCGUCCGAAUUGGGGUGCGUUCCCUCGCCCCCCCUCCUUGAUUACUCCUCUCUAACCUUGGUGGAUGCGGGACCUUGUGACGCUACAGAGAUUGCUCAUUAUUCACCAAAAUCCAUACUUCCUUGGGAUUCAGCUCAAAAGAACAAAAUUUCCCAUGACUCAUCCAAAAAAUCAAAUACCAAGCGACCUCGUAUUAACCGUCAAUUAUUGGAAGGUAGCGAUUCGCGUUUCGUUCAAAGCUUUUCAAUCUUUGAGACUGGGCUUGGAUCCGUUCCUCAAUCUGACAAAAGUUCCGUUGAACUACAAUCUCUUCCAAAAUGCUCCAACAAGCCGUCUGUACAGGCUGUGGCUCCGUCGUCGUCGUCUCCGACGGAGAUCGAAGUUGAGGAAUGCCAUAGGACUAUUGUCACUGAUGUUCGACAAUUUUACAAAUACCCACCCAUCUGCAUGCCUCCAGACCCUCCCGCAGUUCCUGAUGCUAACGCUCUUACUUUCCCACCUGUCGCAGAUUUCUCCUCAAACUUGGUGGCAUCAAAAAGUCUUACAUCUACUGUUAUUCCUUCUCGACUUUUCGAUGAAUCCUCUAUUAACGGCAGUCUUUUCUACCUUCGAAUUCCUGGAGCUCUUCUUUCAGAGGAAUCGCCCCUACUGAAGGAGGGCAAGUUCGGCAAAAUCCAAAUAUUAGAUAACGGUGAGGCGCGUUUGGUAAUCGGUGAUUGUUUCUUUCGCCUUACGAGUCCUGGUGUAACCUCUUACUCAUCGGAUGUGGUACUGGUGGAGGACGAAGGUGGAGAAGAGGACGGAGGUGUGGUUAACCUCAACUCCCUCGGUCAUAUUGACCAGUUUGUAACAGCAGUACCUGAUCUUGAGCGCUUCUCGAAGUUGGGGCGCUAG